AUGAGCUCGCAUGUUGUGGUAAUCGAUUCCACGGCCAGAAGAGCUGUUAUAAAGACCAACCCAUCGAAGCCUUUAGCAGACGUUCUACAGGAAGCUUGCAGCAAGCUCGGCCUUAAUGCAAGCCAGUAUGGACUAAAACAUCAGAGCAAACAAGUCGAUUUGUCCCUUAUAUUCCGUCUGUCCGGUCUAAGCUCCGGCGCGAAACUCGAGCUUGUACAACUUUCGAAGUCCCCAUCUGUUGUGACAGUUGCUCUCCAACUUCCCGAGUCCGAAGCGCAGGGAGCCCCCAACGGACGACUCCUGGACAAGUUCCCAAGUACAACAACGUUGUGGUUUGUUCUGAGAAAAUUUGAAGCUGGAGUCGCUGGGAAUGGUUCGACAAGGAAUUUGACAGCUCGAGCUGCGCCCGCCACUGAUAAUGCGGCAAAUGGCAACGGGAGGUUAUACUAUCAGACACCAGUGUUGCAGGUCAUGGGCCGGGAGCUGGCAGAUUUCUCAGAUCUGCAAAAGUCGUUGGCGCAGUUGGGGUUCAAUAGUGGCAAUGUGCUUUUCCGGUUAUCAUUCCGAACAACGCAACAACCCUUCGAGGACGCGGUGACAAUGAUUAGUCAGUAUUUCAAAGAACCUGAAGAGGAGAAAGAUCCAACGAGCGCUAUUACAGGAGCAGCGGCAGUCUCAAGUGCCCCGGUUCAGGAACCAGAGUCUGUUGUGACGACCGCACAAGAUACACCGCAAACUAUAGAUACACCGGAAGCUUCAACUUUAUCGUCCCCGACACCAUUUCCACCCUCUGAAGAAACAGCAACAGAGGCACAAGCGACGGAAACAGUGCCAACUCUAUCAGUAUCCGAGCGACCAGUUACUGUCUAUAAGCCGCCUACAAAUGCAACCCCUCAUUUUGCAUUGGCAUCAUACGAUGAGCAGGAUUACGUUCCCAGCAUUGAGCACGCAAAAUCUCACCAAGAACGACUCAAUCAGUUGUCUCAAAAUGUUCGUCUUCCCAGUGACAAAGAAAUCGCCGACAAGGCUGCAGCAGAGCAAGAGAGAUUGGCGAGCAUCACUGAAACCGAGGUCAAAAUCCGAUUUCCAGACCAGAGCCAGGUUGUUGCAAAAUUCAAACAAGCUGAUACAGGGUCAUCUCUCUACUCAUUUGUCCGGGGUUGUUUGAGUCCGUCGUUCGUCAACGAGAAAUUCUCCCUAGUAAUAUUCGCAGCAACACUAAAGCAACCACGGGCAGGACCCGGAGGACCAAGACUGGCAAUUCCAGACUCUGACGAGGAGUACUUGAUAAAAGAUCUGGGGGUCCGAGGGAGAGUCCUUGUCAAUUUCACAUGGGCUGAAAGUAGCCCAGCAUCUGCCGCAACGACAGCGAUAUUAAAGCCAGAGCUCCGCACCCAAGCACAAGACAUCCAGAUUCCCAGUGUGCCCGGAAUUACCGAUGACGAAGCAGCGGAGAAAAACAAACAAUCUGCCUUUAGCAAAUUAGGAAUGGGCUUGAAGAAAGAUGGUGGCAGUGGAAGUGGUCGAAAGGGCGGCGGAGUGCCGAAGUGGCUCAAGCUGCCUGGGAAGAAAUAA
Talaromyces atroroseus is the source of this 1575-nucleotide messenger RNA. RefSeq lists its product as hypothetical. The record is from RefSeq and is a predicted model, not a curated record. Bases 1 to 1575 code for a protein of 524 amino acids. Gene Ontology annotation, molecular function: protein binding. The transcript is spliced from 2 exons. NCBI's taxonomy places the organism in Eukaryota, Fungi, Ascomycota, Eurotiomycetes, Eurotiales, Trichocomaceae.